This is a messenger RNA of Sphaerodactylus townsendi, 2610 nucleotides long. RefSeq names its product solute carrier family 23 member 1 (gene SLC23A1). Lineage: Eukaryota; Metazoa; Chordata; Lepidosauria; Squamata; Sphaerodactylidae. Gene Ontology annotation, cellular component: membrane. Gene Ontology annotation, molecular function: transmembrane transporter activity. Gene Ontology annotation, biological process: transmembrane transport. The coding region runs from base 18 to 1826 and encodes 602 amino acids. The record is from RefSeq and is a predicted model, not a curated record. The transcript has 14 exons.
CGCUGCUUUGCGCAGGAAUGGGAAGCAGCUCAGAAGUUCCCGCUCAAUUCAAGCAAAAGGCAGCAGAUGGGAAUCAUGCAGGGCCAGACGCAUCCCAAGAACAGAAGGGUUUUGAUAUGAUCUAUUCGAUUGAAGAUGUGCCACCGUGGUAUCUCUGUAUCCUACUGGGAUUUCAGCAUUAUUUGACAUGUUUCAGCGGCACCAUAGCAGUGCCCUUCCUCCUGGCAGAAUCUUUGUGUGUCGGAAAGGACCAGUAUACUGUCAGCCAGCUCAUUGGUACCAUCUUUAGCUGUGUGGGAAUCACUACUCUAAUCCAAACCACGGUGGGAAUCAGACUUCCUCUGUUUCAAGCCAGUGCUUUAGCAUUCCUGGUUCCUGCCAAAUCUAUCCUGGCUCUCGAAAAAUGGAAAUGUCCCCCUGAAGAGGAAGUCUAUGGAAACUGGACGUUACCCCUUCAAACCUCUCACAUCUGGCAACCAAGGUUGAGAGAGAUCCAAGGAGCCAUCAUUGUUUCUAGCACGGUGGAAGUGGUGAUUGGACUGGUAGGCCUCCCUGGGGCACUGCUCAGCUACAUUGGACCUCUGACAGUCACACCCACGGUCUCCUUAAUAGGUCUCUCCGUGUUCCACGCUGCGGGGGACAGAGCCGGAUCGCAUUGGGGCAUAGCAGCGCUGACAAUAUUUUUAAUUGUUUUGUUUGCUCAGUACCUGCGAAAAGUCUCCUUUGUCCUCCCUGGCUACAAAUGUGGGAAAGGAUGCAUUCUGUUCCGGAUACAGAUCUUCAAGAUGUUCCCAAUCAUUCUUGCAAUUUUAUUGGUCUGGCUGCUGUGUUACAUUCUGACGGCGACUGAUGUAUUUCCUCAUGAUCCAAAUGUCUAUGGAUUCAAGGCCAGGACAGAUGCUAGAGGAGAAAUCAUGUCUAUCGCUCCAUGGUUCAGGUUUCCCUAUCCCUGCCAGUGGGGAAUCCCUACAGUGACGGCAGCUGCGGUUCUGGGAAUGUUCAGUGCUACCUUGGCUGGGAUCAUUGAGUCGAUUGGUGAUUAUUAUGCCUGUGCUAGGCUUGCUGGAGCUCCACCUCCACCUGUGCAUGCCAUUAACAGGGGCAUUUUUACAGAGGGAAUCUGUUGUAUAAUUGCUGGGCUGCUGGGUACUGGUAAUGGUUCAACUUCCUCCAGCCCUAAUAUUGGAGUCUUGGGCAUCACUAAGGUGGGCAGCAGAAGGGUGGUGCAAUAUGGCGCUGGGAUCAUGCUGAUUCUGGGCACAAUUGGCAAGUUCACAGCCUUGUUUGCUUCCCUCCCAGACCCCAUCCUUGGAGGAAUGUUCUGCACCCUGUUUGGCAUGAUCACAGCUGUUGGCCUCUCCAACCUUCAGUUUGUUGACAUGAACUCCUCCCGCAACUUGUUCGUUCUGGGUUUUGCAAUGUUUUUUGGACUCACACUUCCAAACUAUUUGGACGCCCAUCCAAAUGCCAUCAAAACAGGCAUUGCAGAAAUAGACCAAAUAUUAACAGUGCUGCUAACCACAGAGAUGUUUGUUGGAGGUAGCAUUGCAUUCAUACUGGACAACACAAUUCCAGGGACUCAAGAGGAACGUGGCCUUGUACAGUGGAAAGCAGGAGCGCAUGCCAACAGUGAAACAUCCACAAAUCUGAAGAGUUACGAUUUUCCAUUUGGGAUGGGACUGGUUAAAAGCUGCAGGUGGUUGGAGCGCGUGCCCGUCUGCCCAUUUUUCAAGGGCUUUAAAUCAAAGCCGAAGACAGAAGACGCCGAUGUACCAGAACAGAUACCAGGCAUGACUGAAAUCCCUGACCUACACACAAGGGUUUGAAUAGACUCCUUGCAAGUGCUGUGGAGAAUCAGGCACCCAAGAAAAACAGCUGGAGGGAAGGAAAGCCUAUGAAGUUUUUGUACAUUUCUAACCUGUCCCGUGGAAGAGAGGACUCAGCAAAGCAGGAUUAACGUCUGACAUGUGUAGGAGGACAUGUGCUGCUGAUCAACAGUGUUCAUGCACCAUUUUUUUAACUUCAGGGGUUAAAACACACUUGCUAAGACUGAACCCAGAGCCGUUCUGUAAGACCCCUCCGCCAUUUUGAAUGUAGCAGAUCCAGUAAAAGCUUUGAAGAAAUAUAUUUGCGCACCACAUAAGUGACAGAGAUUUCACAUUAGCAGAGCAAUAGCAGGACAGCGCAUAUUCUCCAGCCAAGUUUUUGUUUUUUUAAAAAAUCAGGGUUUCCAGUCAAAAUUCUGCAAAUUUAGUUGUCUGACAUUUACUUUGAUUUCAUAUUCUUAUUACACUUUUGUGAUUAAUGAAGCAACUAGGACCCUUUUUUUUGCAUCGGUGGGUGCAACAAACUGAGGAGGCAGCUUUUUCAGUUGCAUUUUCAAGUUCCUUUUCAAAAGUGUAUGGACUGGAUUUUUAUCAGUUUAUUUUUUAAAAAGUAAUGCUCAAAACAUCCAGUUGUUUCUACUACCAAACUGUGCACCGCUAUUGAAUGUAGAGAACAUACCCGAAGGGAAUUAUAGCUUCACGCACUCUGAUCCAAAACUUGGGAUACUUUGUUCUGGCAAGGGAAACACAAGCCACAGAAGUGGGCCCAGAUGACACCACGCAA